AUGCGAUAUGCUGCAAACAUUGAACGAGCCCUGAGCUCAUGGGAAAUCUCCCCCGAGGAGUGGGCGGAUUACAUUGCCUUUCUUGCACGAUUGCUCAAAGCUGUCCAAAGUCAGCGCAAGGACGACGUCUCCGAUCUUCCACACAGCCAUGCCAUUGCCACGCGACUGGCCCAAUGCUUGAACCCGGCUCUGCCUUCUGGAGUCCAUCAGAAAGCACUGGAGGUCUACACUUAUAUCUUCUCCACAUUCGGCAACGCUCACAUCGCAAGUCACAUCCACGAAUAUCUCCCGGGACUUACUGCCGUGUUGUCUUUCGCAUCGCUGUCGGUAAGACCUGCUUUGUACCGUUUGUUCGAGGACCACAUCCUUGCGCUUUCUCCAUCCGCUCUACGCCCGGCACUGAAGUCGUUGAUUCUCAGUCUCCUACCAGCGUUGGAAGAUGAGACCGGAGAAGACUUUCAGCGAGCGUUCGCGAUCUUGCAAGGCUUGGAGCGUUCUUUCACUCCGGACUUCAGAUCGGUCGGGCUGGGCAGUGAUCAGGAUGGCUAUUUCUGGCAGUGUCUCUUCCUCUCCGUCAUCACCAGUCCUUCUCGGCGUCAGGGCGCUCUCAAUUACCUAUCUAGGACUCUUCCGAAGCUCGCAGCGAAAGAUGGUGGUGCAGAAGCAGACCAGAGAGCGGCCGACUGCGUCGUUUCGCCGGAGCCCGGUUUGCUCAUACGCUGUUUCGUUUGCGGCCUAUCCGACGCUCAGAUCUUGAUUCAGCGCGGAUUCCUCGAUUUACUCGUGACCCAUCUACCUCUGAAUUCCAGAGUUCUUCGAGAAAGGGUUGGCACUCAAGAUCUGGAUCGCUUGGUAGCAGCCGCUAUGCUAGUGCUCUUACGGCGGGAUAUGAGCCUCAAUAGGCGGCUUUGGAGCUGGUUCCUAGGCCCAGAGCCCAAAGAUCAGCCCGGAAGUCGAUCGCCAUCGCCGAAUGUCACACGGAAUGCUUCCAGUUCUGGAGGCUCGGACUCACAAUUACGCUAUUUCUCGACGUAUGGCAAAGCCAGCCUUGAGCGCUGUGUUUUACACAUGUUCCAAAAUGUCGACAACGCGCCGCUGCAGCGAGCCCGACCCUUCAGGCUUUGUCUAUCGCUCAUGGACCGGUGGGAAAUUGGCGGACUGCUAGUAUCGCAGAUCUUCCUUCCUGCGAUGAAGAGCCUCUACGAGUACAACUUGACAGCGCCACCGAACGAUGUUGCUGAAGUGAUUCGAAGUGCAAGCUUGUUCUUCGACGGCGUCGAAGCCAGCCUGAUAUGGGAGUGUUUGCUUGGCAUCUUGAACGAUUCAUUCGAAUCGAACUCUGACGCUGCACAAGGCGUCAAGCUGUUCAGAUGGAUUGUCAAGACUUUUAACGUCAGGGACGAGGAGAUGCUUACGCUACAUAUCCCGCAGAUGCUACUGUAUCUCAUCUGUGUUGUAAAUGCGAGAUCAACAACGCCGGAAGUGCGCGUGGUGCUGCUUGACGCAGCGAUCGUGCUUUUGGACAUGCUUCCUGCUAGAGUCUUCCAGCCAUCUGUUGGGAAGUCUGGCAGAGGCGCUUCACCCUCCUUCCCAGAGGAUGUGCCAGAUAGCGCUGCCAGACGAGCAAUAUUGGAGUUCUAUCGUGCUGGAGAUCAGGCCGCUGGUCAAGUUAAGUUGCCUUUUGCCAACGACGCGAUAUCAAAUCUCUUAGCUGUCAAGGCCAUCGAGACUGCUGGGCAUUCGCUCACCAUCCUGGAUCCAGAUCUGUAUUCUUUAUCUACAACUUUUCUGGUGACACUGCUGGGCAAGGCAACGCUGCACGCCGGAUUCAAGACACAGCUCAACACCGCGCUGCUUGACAAGUUUCGAUCGACAGACGCGGAGGCCAUCUCAUUCCCAGCAUUGAACUCCACUGUCAGUUUGCUGUCGGCUCUGGCCGCUGAGGAGGCGUAUCUUUCUCCCCAGGACAUUGUCAGUCUAGAACCCACAUUGACAUCCCAGCUGUGGGUAUACAUGUCUCCAGAACUUCCGAAAUACCAUGUCGAGGCUGUCAGGGUGUUUUGGCAGCUUCAAAGCCUGGUCAGGAGUGAUGAUAUCGCGACGGCAUCUCUUGCUGGACUUAUCAGGAAUGUGAGAAUCUCUUCCACGAUGUCCUUAGAGCAACGAUCAGCUACACCAACAGCUACGACUGGCGUGGAUGCAGAUACUGCAAGAAGAUUCGCUGUUCUGUGGAACCAUUCAGUGUCCGUGCCAACCUCGAGGACUGGCGGUAGUGUCCGACGUGGAAGUACCAUGAGUGUCCUACCAGACUCGAAACUCGUGAAGCGCAAUCUUUCGGUCUUAGAACAUCCUUUGGUGUUGAUCUUAGACGCUCUACAAAAUGCUGUAGGGGACCCUACUUCUGAUGCCGUGAGAAGCUGGUUGCACGGCCUGGCGAGUCUCGAACAAGUGUUUCAGAUCUUGCUGCGGCAGCUUCAAAGGGAUCUACCGGUAGUCGGGCUUACGAUAGCUCAUUCGUCACAGGCAGCCUCUCAAGGGUUGUCAAGAAGAGAGCGCGAAGACCGAGCGCGCGAUCUUGAUCAUGUAUACGGUCAAUUUUUGAACAUCCUCACCCACGCCAGCGCGUGGACGUGGCGAUGCUUGAGCAGCACCUUCCUGUCAGACGGAGUCAAGAUUGGCGAGAAAGAUGGCUUCCAGUUCCUGACGGAAACAUGCGUGCAGGUCCUCUGCAGCGAUCACUACUCGUCUGAAAGAAUGAAUAGGCGCCUGGUGCAAAUCCUUGACAUCUUGCUAUCUUGUCCACUGGCUGAAGAGUUGAAAUCGCUUGACCUUGAUUCAGCGCUUCUGGAUCGCUUGAUGGUCUGCUUAACGGGGAGCAUGAGCUCACUCCAGGGUGGACUACUGACGUUGGUCAAAAUGGCCUUGAAACUGAGGCUUUCCAACUCCGUACCAGAGAGCCCACGGGAGCAGAUACGGCCACGGGCAUCCCUUAACACGAACCGUGCCGUUGUCACUCGAUCUCCGUCUGCCUCCGCGCCAUCUCUGGUGAUGACGCCACCGCCACAACUCUUCAAGUGCCUGCAGAUGGGGUUCUCCGCACCCAGCUCACGCUACYAUCUGGACCAAUGGCUUGCCUUCCUCGCAGACGUUUUACCAACCUUUGCCGACGCUAUCUUCUCCAACUUGAUACCGCUCGUGGAGUGCUUCUGCGGCGAGCUUACUAAAACCCAUUCACAGCUAGUAGCAAUGUCCCACACAGCCUCUCACAUAUCAUCCAAGUCUCCCGAAGCUGUGCUGAUAAACUUACUGGAAGGAUUAGAGAUGCUACUGAACCGAGCAUACACAUGCCUGCUUGCGGAUGCAACUGAUCCACCGCCACCGCAAGAGAGCCAUGCAAAGCCCAGUUUUCUCACGCACGUGGCUGCUGGGAUGUUCAAAUCCGAGGGACCUCCCAGUAGGACUGCUCAAGCCAACAGCCGUCUCACCGUUAUCCUUGCAUUCCAAGAUGCGAUCCGCGUAGCGUUGAAAAUGUGGCUGUGGGCAAGUAGUGCGUUGGAAGUAGCGGAUAUUGAUGCAUCGAGCUUGGCGACGACUGCAUACAAUGCGCUGAAGGUUCGUAACAAAUCACGACAUCUUCUCGAGCAGCURUUUGCUGUCGAACCCCUUGAGUGCCUAGAAGCCAGUGUUGCGUACUGGUCUGGAGCCAAGACCGAAAACGAAGCAUCGGCAGCUCUGAGCUUGCUGCACGUUAUGCCGGUAUCCACCCCGAAGAACGUCGUGCCAGCGAUCUUGGAUGCGUUAUGCAGUCGUACCAAUCCAUCCGCCCUUCCUUCCACACGGCAAUCCAGUCUGACCCUUGACAUAACCCCCUCCGACGUUGCAACGUUUCUCUCCGCUUAUCUGGCCUCGAUUGAGGAUGAUGCAUUGGACGAAGUGUGGUCGGACUGCAUAACGUUCUUACGAGAUGUUCUAUCAAAUCCACUUCCCUUUAGACAAGUUCUUCCGCAUCUGCUGUCAAUAAUUCUCCUUUUGUCCGAGAAACUAAGCAAUACCAACUUUGGGGAGCAAAGAAAGAUGAGGCGCGACAUUGGAGACAUAUUCCAGCGCCUUCUGACUGCCACUUUCACCACACUGCCUUCCGGCUAUGCAACUGAGCCCGCACUAGAAGACACUGCUCGGAAUGGGGUCGAAAACUCCAGGCAUGCCACACUGGAGCACUCCAUGACUCUGCUCCCGGUCCUGAUCCGGGUGGCGUCUAAACUCGACCUGAUACUGGAAUCCCCCGAACGCAUUUCAGCCGCCAUCAACAAUAUUACAGCCAGUCUGGUCUCCUCGCUAUUCAGAGCACGAUCUUUUCCAAAGAAUGUUGGAAACGACGUUCUCACGCUUCUGACCCAUAUGACUCGAAAAGCACCAGGAGCAAAACCAUGGAAGAAGGAGAUCGCAGACGCCUUCAACGAUCCGAAACUUCUCUCUGCCACUCCAGAAGUGAUGACGCAAGGCUGGUUCCCUGCUCUCCAUCAGUGGUCUCUUCACGACAAAGACCGCGGCAUGCCCGAGCUUCUGACGCGCAUUACGCCACCCUCGAGCGCGGGAAUCAUGUUCGGCGUUGGCGCCAGCGCUGCUCGCCUUGAAGCCGAUCGCCGCACACAGCUCAACUUGCGAAGAAUAAGUAUCUUACUCCUUGCUUCGCCUGAGGACACCUACGUUGCAAAUUUGAGAACGCUGGAAGAAAAGCUCGCAGAACUUUUCGAUGCGAGUCCUUCAUCAUCGCCUUCUGCAGCCAUUAGAGCUGAGCUUUUCAUUCUGUGCCGAACAUUGGCGGUGUCUGUCAGUGCAGUGCACAUUGCGCCAUUGUGGCCGAUCAUCAAUGCCCAAUUGCAGAUGGCUCUGCGUUCAAUGCUGYCCGUGGGUGAUGAGGCUGAGAAGAAAGAUGGGUAUGACAAUCUGGCGUUACUACAGUGCUGUAAGCUGCUGGAGGUGCUAGUUGGGCUGGGACUUGAUGAGUUCCUCUUGCAUGAGUGGUUGUACGUGACUGAUACCGUCGAUGCUGUCUAUGCUCCAGAAGGAUGGAAGUCUGGAGCGCUCGCAGAUAUGGUGGGACAGGCUCUCGGCGACGAUGGAAGAGACGAGGUACCAGCUGCAACGACCGGAAGGCUGGGUCUCAUCAUACACGAUCUUGCAGUCGACAAGGAUGACAUCAAGGCGUUGCCCAAGGCAGAGUUCAUACGGACUGUUUUGAGACCGUUCUUGAGUCAAUUGAGCAUCAGUGCUUAUGAGGGCGUCUAUGGCUUGGAAAAGGCGGAUGCUGGMACCAUCAGAAAGGAGCUGCUGGAAGACCUUUUGGAUCUCGCUACGAUGGUCGAAUAG
Molecule: messenger RNA, 5370 nt
Organism: Ramularia collo-cygni
Lineage: Eukaryota; Fungi; Ascomycota; Dothideomycetes; Mycosphaerellales; Mycosphaerellaceae
Product: related to regulator of reproduction DopA
Exons: 1
Coding region: 1-5370 (1789 amino acids)
Biological process (GO): Golgi to endosome transport
Cellular component (GO): endosome; trans-Golgi network
Source: RefSeq, a predicted model, not a curated record